AUCGCAAAGGGAGUCUUCGGAAGGGCUGGGAGGAGCAGCGUGUCUUUCCUACACAAAUAAAGUAUUUAUAUGAAUACGCUGCCACAAAAAUGUCCGGCGUUCCAGUGAACAUUUAAUGGUCGUGCGGCGCGUAUAUCAAGCACUGUCGACAUGCUUGACCCUGUGCAAGUACUGUGGCUAGUCGCCGUGGCCGCUCUGUGGGGGUUUUCAGCCCCGCUCUUGCGUCGAGGAGGCAAAGGUGUGGAAGAUAUCAAACGCCAAGGGGCACUGAACCAGUGGCUAGCGGAAGUUAAGUUCCUUGCGACCAGGCCUCAGUAUGUGCUGCCAUUCCUAAUAAACCAGAGUGGGUCUGCCAUUUAUGCACUGGCCUUAGGAUCUGCAGACUUGUCCUUGGCGGUGCCGCUUACCAAUUCUCUCAACUUCAUCUUUGUCACCUUGGCUGGGCGUAUUCUGGGUGAAACAACCACCAGCGCUCGCACAUACAUUGGCAUGGCCUUCGUGACUACAGGAGUGACACUGUGUGUUGCCGACAAAGCCUGGAACCAAGGUUGACCUUCCUUUUUUUUUUAUAGCAACAGCAUCAGGGAAGUGAUCACUUUAGCAUCCCACUCAUAGCAGCCCCUGGAUAUAUCUUUGUGUAGACUGAGAAAAGUGGGUUCAUCAAGCGAUUUGUACAGAAGUCAGAAAUUGACUUUUCUUCCAGGCUUGUUAUUUUUUCUUAAUUGCACCUUGUAUUUAUUGAAGUUGCCACACUGGAAUGUUCAAGUGCUCCGAAAUUGCACGGCAUUUCACCUUGUCUGGCUGAGAUCCUAAUUUAUAACAGAGUGCCUAUAGUGUCUUGUCAAUGUGCAGUUAGACAAUGUGCGAGAAGUGCACAGUCUCAUUUUCAUGCUAAGCUGUAUAGAGUGUCCGGAAUCGAACAUUCCACCAAUUUGUCUGCACUUUCUACACUAGUUCUCAAACAUGAAACACAGCUUGUGUACGAGUGCGGUGUAGCAACUUGAUCUCUUUGUGGGGCGCCCAAUUAGUAAUGUAGAACAGUGCAGUGACAUCCAUGCCUGAUUGUGCGCUGUCAUAAGCCUUUGUGGUGAAUUCCAUGCAUGCAGGCAUGCAAAGCCUUUUUUUACAUGCAUGUAAUCGUUAUUACCAUAGUAUAUGCCGUAUUUACUCAAUUGCAAGGCGCACCUGAUUUUCAUGGCGAGAAAUGAUCUCAACUUCUUUUUAUCAUUUGGAAAGCAAUUAUUGCAUUCAAGCAACAGUGAAAUGGGCAUUACUCAUUGUCACUGUCAGAGGCCUCCUUAUCACUAUGUCAACAGCUCAUGCUUAAUAUCUCAUCAUCAGGGCUUUCCACAGCAUUUGAGAUACCAAAUUUCAUCAAACGCCUUGCAGACGACUGUGGGCGCUUAACAAGCUCACAAAAGUGGGCACAAACAUCGUUUGCAGCUACUAGAGCUACAGCUCAUGAGUGGAUUGGUUUGGAUUACAGCAAUGUUAAAUGCCAAUGAUGAUGGCUUGUCACUAUUGUAGUUCUGGUUUCACGCUUUAUUCCAAAGUGCAUGUCAUUUUUUAGUGAAGCUUUCUAGAAAAAAGCGCAUGUUAAAAUUGAGUAAUUAUGGUAUUUCAUAGAGGCAAUGAAGAGGGAUCUGUGGAUGGAUCUUGCUAGGCAGUAAGUAUGAUGGAUGACAACUUGGAGACACUAUCAUUAUAUGUUUGUGAAUG
Molecule: messenger RNA, 1719 nt
Organism: Dermacentor albipictus
Lineage: Eukaryota; Metazoa; Arthropoda; Arachnida; Ixodida; Ixodidae
Product: transmembrane protein 234 homolog
Source: RefSeq, a predicted model, not a curated record